AUAACCGAGCUCGCCCUUCUCACUCACAAGAACUAUCUCCUUGAUACGGGAUAUUCUCCAAUUAGACCUAUGUAGACAAUCGAGAUCACCACCCAGAGACAUUUGAUCAAGAUGGCAGCACCAAUCAUUCGCCGGGCAUUUCUAUACGUCCCUGGAUCUUCUAGAAAGAUGUUAGACAAGUCAAGAGGCUUAAAUGUCGACUGUAUAGCUUACGACCUCGAAGACUCUGUCACUCCAGGCAAGAAAGCUGAAGCGCGUAGCAAUCUCCGUCAAUUGAUGGAGCAGCCCCGUGCUCAGGGCAUCCGGGAGCAAGCUGUUCGCAUCAAUGCUGUUGAUACAGGUCUCGCGUUGGAUGAUCUACAGGAAGUGCUCAAAGCCCCAAAUAUUGAUGCCAUCGUCGUACCCAAGGUAAACUCUGCAGCAGACCUACACUUUGUCACCGAUGUACUACGGCAUACCCUCCCCUCACGACAUCCCUCAUCAAGUAACAUAUCGGCCAAAUCUGACAAGCCGCCUCUAUCCAUAGUCGCCCUGAUCGAAUCUGCAAAAGCCGUCAUGGACCUCGACUCUAUCUGUAAAGCUAGCCCCUAUCUCUCUGGUCUCGUUUUUGCGGCUGAAGACUUCGCGACUGAUCUGUCAAUCACACGCACACCAUCACUCUCGGAGUUUCUCUAUGCCCGUAGUGCAAUUGUCACGGCUGCUCGAGCGCAUAGUCUACCUAGCACGAUUGACCUGGUAUGCACCAGCUUCAAGGGCGAAGAGGGCCUCAGAACGCUCGAGGAGGAAUGCCUGGGUGGAAAGGGAAUGGGCUUCAAUGGCAAGCAAUUGAUUCAUCCGGGUCAGGUAGAGACAGCUCAGAGGGCAUUCUCGCCUGGGGAGAAGGAGGUUGAAUGGGCGGUACGGAUACUGAUCGCAGAUCAAAAGGCUGAUGCGCAAGGUAGGGGUGCUUGGACUUUGGAUGGUAAGAUGAUCGAUGUCCCGGUGGUUGGCAAGGCCAAAUCUAUUGUUAAGAAAGCAGAGCUGUGCGGUAUUGAUGUUGCAGGCUUGAAGGAGAAACACAAGGACCAAGAACCGGAGUAGAACAGCGGAUGAACACUGUUAUACUUUCAAGCAGUCUGGGCAUCAAUGGUUCACUAUAACUGGCAUCUGGGCAGGACUCACGAGGGCUCAAAUUGUAUGAUAUAGGUGCCACUAUAUGUUCACAACAGUCCGGUAUGUUGACAUGCGCUAACUCC
Pseudovirgaria hyperparasitica is the source of this 1235-nucleotide messenger RNA. Its product is annotated as citrate lyase-like protein subunit beta. The record is from RefSeq and is a predicted model, not a curated record. Gene Ontology annotation, molecular function: magnesium ion binding; catalytic activity. The transcript is spliced from 3 exons. Gene Ontology annotation, biological process: oxaloacetate metabolic process. NCBI's taxonomy places the organism in Eukaryota, Fungi, Ascomycota, Dothideomycetes, Acrospermales, Acrospermaceae. Bases 112 to 1080 code for a protein of 322 amino acids.